Molecule: messenger RNA, 2007 nt
Organism: Chinchilla lanigera (long-tailed chinchilla)
Lineage: Eukaryota; Metazoa; Chordata; Mammalia; Rodentia; Chinchillidae
Gene: Wnt1
Product: wingless-type MMTV integration site family, member 1
Exons: 4
Coding region: 1-1113 (370 amino acids)
Biological process (GO): cell fate commitment; neuron differentiation; multicellular organism development
Cellular component (GO): extracellular region
Molecular function (GO): frizzled binding; cytokine activity
Source: RefSeq, a predicted model, not a curated record
AUGGGGCGCUGGGCGCUGCUGCCCCGCUGGGUUUCCGCCGCGCUGCUGCUGGCGCUGGCCGCCCUGCCCGCAGCCCUGGCCGCCAACAGCAGUGGGCGAUGGUGGGGCAUCGUGAACGUGGCCUCCUCCACGAACCUGCUGACGGACUCCAAGAGCCUGCAGCUGGUGCUCGAGCCCAGUUUGCAGCUCUUGAGCCGCAAGCAGCGGCGGCUGAUCCGUCAGAACCCGGGCAUCCUGCACAGCGUGAGCGGUGGGCUGCAGAGCGCCGUGCGCGAGUGCAAGUGGCAGUUCCGGAACCGCCGCUGGAACUGCCCCACUGCUCCUGGGCCCCACCUCUUCGGCAAGAUCGUCAACCGAGGCUGUCGGGAAACGGCGUUCAUCUUCGCCAUCACCUCCGCCGGCGUCACCCACUCGGUGGCGCGCUCCUGCUCCGAGGGCUCCAUCGAGUCUUGCACGUGCGACUACCGGCGGCGCGGCCCCGGCGGCCCCGACUGGCACUGGGGGGGCUGCAGCGACAACAUCGACUUCGGCCGCCUCUUCGGCCGGGAGUUCGUGGACUCCGGGGAGAAGGGGCGGGACCUGCGCUUCCUCAUGAACCUGCACAACAACGAGGCGGGCCGCACGACCGUGUUCUCCGAGAUGCGCCAGGAGUGCAAGUGCCACGGGAUGUCCGGCUCGUGCACCGUGCGCACGUGCUGGAUGCGGCUGCCCACGCUGCGCGCCGUGGGCGACGUGCUGCGCGACCGCUUCGACGGCGCCUCCCGCGUGCUCUACGGCAACCGCGGCAGCAACCGGGCGUCGCGCGCCGAGCUGCUGCGCCUGGAGCCGGAGGAUCCCGCGCACAAGCCGCCCUCCCCGCACGACCUCGUCUACUUCGAGAAGUCGCCCAACUUCUGCACGUACAGCGGACGCCUGGGCACGGCGGGCACGGCGGGGCGCGUCUGCAACAGCUCGUCGCCCGCACUGGACGGCUGCGAGCUGCUCUGCUGUGGCCGGGGUCACCGCACGCGCACGCAGCGCGUCACUGAGCGUUGCAACUGCACCUUCCACUGGUGCUGCCACGUCAGCUGCCGCAACUGUACGCACACACGCGUGCUGCACGAGUGUCUGUGAGCCCCGGGCAGACUGGCCCCCAGGAGCGCGGUCCUCCUGUCCUCCCCAGACAGACUCGCUGGCACUGCGGACCCGUCCGUCCUGCACCCCAGAACCUCCAGCCACCCCGUCUCCCAUCUCGCCCACCUGCUCUUACCUGGGGGCUCCUCAGGCCACUUACCUGGGGCAGCGCGAACCUUCUGGCCACCCUGAUGGACCUAUCUUACCUACUUCCCUCCCUGUCCAAGGAGACCCCUUCUGGCACCGUCCCCUGCCUGGCCCAAGGUGAAAGAAGGCUCUGUCCCCCCUCAUCUGGGGUCAGCUGCGGACCCUGUGGUAGGGCUGGCUCCACCGCGCCAGCACCCGGGCUGCUCAGCCUCUGGCCUUGCCCUUUGUUGUCUAGUUCUCGGGUUCCCUGUCCAAGGUGCAGCCCCUAAACAUACGCUUGGGCAUCAUGGCCUUCUCCUCCCCACCCGCACUUGAAUCGAGAGGUUCUCGGGUGAAGGGGCAGUUGUGAUGAUGUGGAGAAUAAGUUUGGGGGGCCCAGCGGAAAAGCCCCCAUUCUCCCACCCUCGUGGUGGGGCCGUUGAACAGCUGUGAGCCAUGCCUGCCUUCACCACCUCCCACCCCUUCCUGUCUGCCUCCUCAUCAGUGUGUAAAUAAUUUGCACUGAAACGUGGGUACAAAGCCACGAGUUUGGUUGUUGUAAAUAAAACUAUUUAUUGUGCUGGGUUCCUGCCUGGUGUGCAAGACCACCUUCACCCCAACCAUAUCCCUCUCCGCUCUUCUCCCUUUUUGUUUCCAACCUUCUUUCUUGCCCCUAAUUUCUCAAAGAUGCCUUGCCUACCGGAAUCAGUACUUCCUUCCACUGUAGCUAUUAGUGGCUCCUCGCCCCCACCUGUGUAGUAUCUUCCU